CGGCGCAGUGCGAGCGAAGCCAGCGGAGCAGGGAGAGGAAAAUAAUCAGCGCGCGGCGUCCCUUGCUGGCUGGCUCUUUCGGCAGUGGAGAGCCGGUUUGUUGUUGCUGCAGUCGGCGUUUGCAGUCAGAAGCAGAGACACCCCGUGCGCGUCUAGCAGCUCGUCAAGUGGUGCGAAUUUCGGCCCGCCAGCAGUGUCACCCAGGCUGAAGCAGGCCCAGCAAGAUGAGCGAAAUAGCGAAAAAUGUGAGCAAGAGCCAGGACAAGCUGGACAUCCAGGAGGAGGAAAAACAACGGCUAGCCGAGGACAUGGACGUACCUCCAGCUGACCCACCAGAUCCACCACCCUCUGAUGAGGCGGCCGGUGAGGCAGCCAAGGAUGCCGGCGAAGAGUCCAAGCAGGAGGACGAGGCCGCUGGUGAAACCAAGACCAAAGAGAAGGGAGGCAGCCUUAAGAAGGGGCUCUCCAACAUUAAAAGCAAAAUACCACCUCUUUUCAGUAGGAGCAAAUCAAAGGAUAGAAAAGAUAAGAAAACCGACGAAGGUGGUGAAAAUGAGGAGGACAAGAAGCUCCUCCAGGGUGAAGAGGUGCCACCAAUGUCUCCCACAAAGACUGAGGAGGGAGAACCCGAGGGCGAGGAUGGCGAAGAGAAGGGCGAAAAGCCCACCGCCAUUUCCUGGUCCAAAGAGGUGCUCUCAAAGAUUCCAAAGGUCAAGAUGCCCAGUAUGCCAUUCAAAAAGUCCAAUAAGGGCUGCGAGCCGGUGGAGCUGAAAGAGACUGGUGACCACGAUGUUGAGGGCGGCGUGGAGACUGCCGACGAGGAGAAGAAAGAGGGAGACGGGGUUGAAGGAGUAGAGGAGAACAAGGAAGAGCAGGAGCCAAAGCCGGCUCCUAUUUCCAAGACUACCCAGCUGCUCAAGGCUAUCAGGGCGCCCCUGGAAGCCGUCUGGCCAAAGAGAAGCAAGGACAAGGACACGGAGGCUGGAGAAACAGACCCAGAGAAGCAGAAGCUGGGGGAAGAAGACGUUGAAGAUGGUCUUGAAAAGGUUGAGCUCAACGACGUCGAAGAAGAGCAGAAAAAUGAAAAAGCUAUUGAAGAGGGCAAAGGCGAUGAAGAAUCUUUGGUAGGCAACCUGAGGGACACCUUUCAGCAGCACCGCUUCCUCAUCAUUGGUUUGAUCGUGUUCCUAUCACUGCUGCUGUUGCUGAUCAUCCUGGCCAUUACCGGACCUCGUCGGCCGCGCUUCAACGGCAUGCUGGUCAGCGGCACCUACGUCACCACCAUCACCUCUUGUGGUCCUGUGCAAGGAAAGCUGGACGAAGGCGAGUACACGUUCAAGGGCAUCCCAUAUGCGGCGCCUCCAGUGGGUGAGCUGCGUUUCGCACCAGCCAAGUCGCUGCGAAGUCUGGAGCUGUGCUGGAACGACACAUUCAGGGCUUGGCAGAACGAGUCUGAGUCACCGCCAAACCAGUGCUGGCAGCUGCAUCGAAACGGCUCGCGCUUUGGCUCUGAAGACUGCCUCACCCUGGACGUGUACACGCGCAGGGCCAGUCAUGACGCGCCACUACCCGUCGUCGUCCUCGUGUCCUCAGAGACGCUGGUCGGAGGAAACUCAUGGCGACCGGCCAGAGGAAUGGCUCGGCAGCGGGACGUCGUCUUUGUUCAGCCAAGGUUCCGAUUUGGCCCAUUUGGUUUCCUGGCUUCCAACUUGAUCUCCAGUACGACCUACCCACACCACUCAGGCAACUAUGCCCUCUCUGACUUGAUCGCCGCCCUGGAGUGGGUACAAAUCAACAUUGAGCACUUUGGCGGGAACCCUGAUACUGUUACGGUUGUGGGACACAGGGCGGGUGCCUCAUUGGUCAUCGCUCUGACCGCUCUGAGCAAGCGGCGCGAGGCUCCAGUGCAGCGACUGUUCAACCAGGUGUGGCUGAGUAGCGGCUCAGGUGUGCUGCCCAACCAGACCUUGAAGGACGCUGAGGUGUCCGGCCGCGAGUUCUUUGAGAAAACUGGCUGCACCACGGCUGCCUGCAUCCGUCGGCUUGACCCUGAAGGAAUCCUUGGCGCUGUGCCUGAUGACUGGGUCAAGAACAUUUGGAAGUCAGAACUUCCGCUCGGCCCACCACCCAUUGAUCAGCACCACUGGAUCAUCCAGGAUGGCGUCAUCGUCAGGCAGAACUUGAUGAACGCCUGGAGGGAGAAUGGACUACCCUACCGGGUCGUCAUUGGUACAACCGCACACGUGGAGGCGAGCAAUGAGCUGCGAUUCAAGAAGGACUGGAGCCAAAGAGUCAACUUUGAGAACUACCUGCGCGGCUCAGUGCUUGGCUCAAACAACGUGCCCGUCGGCAUCCUGGACGAAGUGCUGAAGCGCUACCAGCCCCCGUCUUGGGUGCAGCUCGCCGCCAUGAUCAGCGACCUCAGGACCAUCUGCCCCCUUUAUCAGACCGCCAAGGAACUUGCGACCGUCAAAGCAACAAGUUUGAAGUCGGGCAACCGAUACCCCUCGUCGGUGCACUUCUAUGUGGUGACGCAGCCACGCAACACGAGCUACUUCGGCGGAGUGGCUGACGUGGGCACCGAUAUGGACGCCAUCCUGGGCCUGUAUGAGGCGCACAGCCCCGAGGAGAAACGCUACCUCUCCGCCAUGCAGAACACGUUCUACCGAUUUGUGUGGCACCAGGAGCUGCCGCCAGGCGCCUCGGGCACCGACCGCUCCUCCGCCCUACCGCACAACAUCAUGCUGGUGGACCAGGACGUGGCUAUCAAGAGCUCGUACGACAACUGCAACUUCUGGAUCCAGCGGCAGCUCGCUAGCAAGUACGCGCGCCACGAGUAAACCUUUGCUUAUCAUCAUGUGCCAAAAUUUGGGUGGAAAGAUGCCUUUACUUCGUUAACUGAUUUCGUGAAGAACAAAGAGGGAUCUACCACAGAUCAGAUCUUCCUAAACUCAUUAGCUUUCCGUUUUAGAGUAGUGUAUUUCCUGCCGUAAAACGUGCUGGAAAUAAUUCAAGAGUUGGUAGAUCUAGAUUUGACCUUUUCUGAAACCUUUUUGGUUGGUUCUACCAUUUUGGUUUUCAGCACGGAAAUGAUGAAUUUAAAAAUCCCGUGAAGUAAUAGUUUUUUAGUCGUUUCGUGGCCAUUAAUUUCAGCCUUGAUGAGCUCCACCCACGCAAUUCAGUUAAUCAGUGAAAUUGAUUCGCACAACGGUAUGUACUAGAUGUAAAUUAAUUGAAUCAAUUAAAAAUUGUUGUAAGGACCAUAAACACAAUUAAGAAAAAACCUGAAUGUUGCCAAAAGAAAACGUGAAAUGCUCUCAUUUUGAAGGGAUUUUUCCGAGCAUUUUCCAAACAAACUACAAAACGCGUGUUCUCAUUCAAGAAGGAGGCCAAAUUGAAUUUUUGUAAAUAAAUAAAGCUAAGCCAAAAUUCCAACUGAUAUGUAUAAAAAACCAAACCAUUGUUUGUGUUAGAAUUACAAUUAAUUAUUGUGCACAUGCUGAGUGAGAGAAGUGCAGUGUUUUACCAGUCGUUUUUCCUGUGUUUUUUAACGUUUGCGGAGACCAGUUAAGGUAACAUGUGAUUGCUUUUCAGAUCACCAUUUAUGAAUGAGACUGACCCGAAAGUAAAAGUCACAAUUGUAGAGCAGUUAUAGUUUCAUAGAGCGCUAACGAGUCCUUUUAACGCUGCUUUAUCACUCACACACAUUACUCGCCUUUAUUCACAGUGUAAUCAAACGCGGGGCGAUUUUUAUCCUUGUCCAAGCCUUGGCACUCAGCCUGAUUGUCUCACACUUUGACGGACGAUGCACCUCGCAAACUAAUUGUUCUCUACUCUUCAAAAAAGCAUUCGCUGCACAUUUAACUGCAUCAACAGAAUUUUUCAUUGUGUACUAUUUAUUUUGCAACUUUUAAAUGUGCGGAAAAGAGUCAAAUGCUUUUCACGUUGUACUCUCUGUACAUAUAUAGCUAAACUGACCACAUCACAAACGGUAGCGUAAAAAGAAACAAGAUGUAUCACAGGUUUAAAUUUGUAUAUCAAACAAGCUAGGUAAGUGUAAUGCAGUGUGUAUGUAUCAAGUGCUCUCUAAUAAAACUCAAUUUAAAUUAA
Molecule: messenger RNA, 4110 nt
Organism: Cloeon dipterum
Lineage: Eukaryota; Metazoa; Arthropoda; Insecta; Ephemeroptera; Baetidae
Gene: Nrt
Product: Neurotactin
Exons: 12
Coding region: 225-2840 (871 amino acids)
Source: RefSeq, a predicted model, not a curated record